Oncorhynchus tshawytscha (Chinook salmon) is the source of this 2220-nucleotide messenger RNA. Its product is annotated as 12-(S)-hydroxy-5,8,10,14-eicosatetraenoic acid receptor. The transcript has a single exon. Lineage: Eukaryota; Metazoa; Chordata; Actinopteri; Salmoniformes; Salmonidae. The record is from RefSeq and is a predicted model, not a curated record. Gene Ontology annotation, biological process: G protein-coupled receptor signaling pathway. The coding region runs from base 187 to 1200 and encodes 337 amino acids. Gene Ontology annotation, molecular function: G protein-coupled receptor activity. Gene Ontology annotation, cellular component: membrane.
GCGUGCUGGGGGGAAUUACUUCCAGACUGAAAUGCAGUCCUUCAGUUUCACCAAGUCUGCAUACGGACUAGGACCUUGCUUGACUACCAUCAAACAGACCUGCUUUUCAAGUAAAAUAAGGAAAUCUUAGGAGCUGAGUACUUUCGAGGACUGUUUGUCUGACUGUAUAGAGGAAAGCUUUCGAUAAUGAAAACAAUGGAGAACGGCCAUCCAAGUGAUAACUGCACAGCAGAGAAUCUGCCACUGUACAAAUUUUACGCCUCUGUGAUGAUCAUGGAAUUCACCCUAGGUCUGCCGCUCAACCUCUCAGUGCUUUAUCUAUUCAUCUUCAAGCUGAAGUUCUGGAAAUCUAAAACCAACAACAUUUUCCUGUUCAAUCUCGUCUUGGCUGACGUUCUUCUGCUUAUAUGUUUGCCAGUAAAGGCAUAUCAUUUUCUUAAUGGGAAUCGGAGGAGUACAGAGGGAGCGACCUGCAAAGCCAUGCUCUUCAUGCUGUUUCUGAACCGAGGUGCCAGUAUCGCCUUCCUGACUGUGAUUUCAGUUGAUCGCUAUUUCAAUGUGGUUCAUCCUGGGAAAAAGAACUUUGCCAAGGCUUUUAAAAGGUCUCCUCAUAUCUCUUUCCUCAUCUGGCUACUGCUGCUCCCCCUGACUAUCCCCACCAUGCUGAAGUCCUUUGAGUGCUGUAAUAGUUAUGGGCGUGAAGAUGACACUCUAGUCAAGGACGUCACUGACACUCUGAGAGAGGUUGUGUUUUUCACCCAGAUUCUCAUCCCUUUCUUUGUGUUGGUCUACUGCACGGUCCGCAUUGUUAACAGACUAAAAAAGAAGACCGUAGGGGAUAGUACCAAGCUGCGUCGAGCAGUGUUUCUGGUCACCUCAGUAAUGUUGGUCUUUUCUUUCUGUUUCCUGCCUUGUACCAUAGCUAGAAUGGUUCUGUUGAUUGUGAGAGUUGAGAAUUUACCCGGAGCAGAAGCUAUAGUUGUUCAAGCCUUUGACGGUCUCAUGGUUUUGUCCUACAUGGAUUGUUUAGUGGACCCAAUUGUGUACUGCUUAAGCAGCACUAAGUUCAAAAGCCUCUACCUGACAACAUAUUGCCACUGUCUACUGAGCGAAAAUGCAGAAAUAACUGAGAGCACAAUCUCAAAAGGAAACAACUCAAGCCCAAAACGCAACAACAAUAUAUUGUUGCAUAGUAGGUAAAAAGAGGACAUGAAAAUGACUGUUUUAUUACUGACUUCAUGACUGUUCUCAUGGUAAGACACUCAUGUUAGUUUGCCAAACCAGACGUGUUUAUGUUACCAUCAGCAUGUUAAACAGCUCAUAAUGACUGUGUUGUUACUAAUUGUCUGGGUCAAAUAACAAAGAUGUGUCGUUGCUGUUGUUUUUAUAGCUGUCUCUCUGGCCAUUCAUCCAUUUAUCUUAUUAUGUCAGGGGUUGAAUACUUAUUGACUCAAGACAUUUCAGGUUAACACUUUACUUGACACCCAGCGUCAUAACACGUAAUGGCACAGUCUUAACCAUGUCAUAAACUGUCCUAAUAGGUUCAUAACACUGUCAUGACCAAUAUAUUUACACCUGUUGUCACAUAUAUUGCGUUAUUUUAUGGCUGGUUAUGAAACCUAUAUGAGGGUGUCAAAAUGCACAAAACCUACCACGGUAAAAAAAAGGGCACCCACAAGACUCAUUGAGCAAUUAUUACAAGAGCAGAAGAAAACCGACCAAUCUGAUGAGUAUUUGGCAAAACUAUUUUAUACUGGAAUAAAUGCUGCACUUAUGAACAAUGACCAACACAAUUCCAGUCAAAAUAGAUUGUAAGACAUUCUGUAGCCUACCAUUACUAUACCCAACCCAAAUCCAUUUGUUGCCAUUAUCAUGUAUCCAAGUGGUUUUCAAACUUUUUGACCUGCAAUCUCCAAAACAGAGUGGUAGAAAACAGGAAACUCUGUUCACGCAAAUGCGCAUGUGCACACGGUGAUGCAUUUUUAAAACUCAAGAUGUGCUACAGAAAUAAACUACGUUUUACACCUGCAUUUGGAGCUGAAAGACUUUCAUGUUAGUGGCCAAUAUCAACUAUGGAUAUAUCUGUAUAUAGCUAUGUACAUUUAUUGUUAUGUACAUUUCUUGCUAUGUAUGUUAUUGUUAUGUACAUUUCUUGUAAUUCUUUUGAUUGAUUUGAUUUAAAAAAACGUUUGUUUAUUUAGUAAAUAUUUUAUUAACUCC